Leishmania major strain Friedlin is the source of this 2103-nucleotide messenger RNA. RefSeq names its product transcription elongation regulator-like protein. The record is from RefSeq and is a predicted model, not a curated record. Gene Ontology annotation, molecular function: mRNA binding. The transcript has a single exon. Bases 1 to 2103 code for a protein of 700 amino acids. Lineage: Eukaryota; Euglenozoa; Kinetoplastea; Trypanosomatida; Trypanosomatidae. Gene Ontology annotation, biological process: regulation of DNA-templated transcription elongation; regulation of transcription by RNA polymerase II; transcription elongation by RNA polymerase II. Gene Ontology annotation, cellular component: DSIF complex.
AUGGCGGAGGAGGUGAACUAUGACGAGCUGGCGGACUUGCUGGCGUCGGAUGCGCCCGUUGUGAGUGAGGCCGCCGAGGCCGUGGUGGGAGAACAGGAGAGCGACAAGCCGAGGAAGCACAAGAAGCACAGGAAGCACAGGAAGCACAAAAGAGACAAGAAGCGGCCACGUGGGGAGGAGGGCAAUGCCGGGUCCUCCGAUGACGAGCGCGUCAAGUCCAAGUACGUUCUAGAUGCUGCGGAGAGCGGUGACUCCGAUAGCGAAGACGAGCUUUCUGAGACAGACUUCGUCGAUGAAGACGAGGAGGUCGAGGGCAUCCACUACGGUGAUUAUCCUCAGCGCUACCUGUUCCACGAAGGCGAUGAAAAGAAGACCGUUGAAGAAAUGGCUCGCUACUACGAAGAGGCUGACAGACACUACCGCAUGCAUGGUGAUCACGAAGACGAACUACUGACACGCAGUGACUUGUCCUCGCGUCGCCUCGCCUCGCAGUUUCUGCCACGCGAGGACGACCCGAAGGUGUUUGCUGUCAAGUGUCGCCCUCGCAUGUCACGCGUUCUAGUGACGCGCAUUGUGAACAAGUGCUACGCCUACCGUGUUGGGCGUAACUAUGAACGCAAGAAGGUGGACCUCGGCAUUAUCUCCGUCUUCGCUCUGGAUCACGUGAAGGAGUACAUCUACGUUGAGGCAAGUCGCAAGCGCUUCGUGGAGAACGUGCUCAACGGACUCGAUGGCGUCUUCCGUUUCAACAUCGCCGUGGUCGACCCGAAGGAGCUUCUGCAGACAAUGGAGACGCGUCCAUCCACGCAGAAGGUUCGUGUUGGCGACUACGUGCGCCUGCGCCAGCGCUUUUAUCGGGGAGACCUUGCUCAGGUAACGGCGCUGCACCCGGACGGUGUCCACAUUACGUGCAAGGUGGUUCCUCGCGAGGACUUUGUGCAAAAGCCGUUCAAUAAGGCGACGAAACGACUUGAGCCUCGCUUCUUCACACCGCGGCAGGCCGUAGGGGUUCGAGAAAUGGAAAACUCAUACAUUUGGGGCGAUCUGCACUUUGAUCGGGAGGGGUAUCUCCUCAAGACUGUUUCGACGCGCAUGGUCAUAUCGGGAGCGCAGCUGGAGCAGCCCAGUACGGAGGAGCUCGCUCGAUUCUACAACGAUCAGCGCGAGAAGGUGGAGCGGGCCCUCAAGGCAGCAGAGGCGGCUGCACAGGUGCCACACAUCAGCAUUGGUGACUCCGUUCGUGUGACGACAGGACAGCUGCGCAACACUAUCGGAGUGGUGGAAAACGUGUUCACCAACACGAACACCGCCGUGCUCACCUGCACAGUGCCUGGCCGCGUGCAGCCCAUCAAGGUGCAGGUAGAGCUUAGCGCGUGCACGAAGCACUUCUCCGAAGGCGCGCACGUCGUAGUGGAGCGUGGUGAACACGCUGGUGAGUCCGGCACCGUAGUCAAGUCCUGGGGCAGUAUCGUGUUGUUGUUCCCGGACCGCGCCGCCGUUGGGGCGGAGCUUAAGGUCGAGGCGAACGACUGCCACCAGAGCAAGCUGGGUAGUGUCUCGGUGCACUCGAAGGGCGUGUGGCAGGUGUUUGAUCUCGUCUCCAUCACGGAGCCCAAUUGUGUUGGCUGCAUCGUGCGCCUGAACCGCAACGAUGUGGAUGUGCUGACGGAGAAUAACGACGUGCGCACGUUGUCGUACGCGCAGGUGAACGCGGUAGGGCGUGACACACGCCAGACGACAGACUGCCGCGAAAACACGCUUUCUCGAGGCGCGGAGGUGCACAUCCAGAAGCACCCCUGGACGCCGAUCGGUCUUGAGGGGCAGACAGGCCGUAUCGAGCACAUCUUCCACCGGACCAUCUUUGUGCGCUGUCGCGCAUCGCCGCUCCACGCGAACAUAGUGGCGCUGAAGGCAGAGUGCGUGCUCCUCAUCGGCGGCCGCAAGACGACUCGACGCGCUGCGCCGACGCAGGAGGCGGCGACGGGAACGAGUGCAGGUCAGUACGCUGCGGCUGCCGUUCGUCUCUCCGCUGGGCAGAGCCGAGACUCGGAGCAGUGGGAUGAGAGUUCGAUGAUGGACAUCAAUGCAUCCGCGGUGGUUUAG